This is a messenger RNA of Kwoniella shivajii, 1323 nucleotides long. RefSeq lists its product as uncharacterized. Gene Ontology annotation, cellular component: cytoplasm; nucleus. The transcript is spliced from 10 exons. The coding region runs from base 1 to 1323 and encodes 440 amino acids. Gene Ontology annotation, molecular function: NEDD8 activating enzyme activity. The record is from RefSeq and is a predicted model, not a curated record. Lineage: Eukaryota; Fungi; Basidiomycota; Tremellomycetes; Tremellales; Cryptococcaceae. Gene Ontology annotation, biological process: protein neddylation.
AUGACCGCAGCAGUACUCAAUGGAGAGACCAAUGGACUCGCUUCGAGUUCCAAGCUUGAGUUUUACCUCGCCGAUACAAGUAGAUUCGAAAGUAUCGAUAAGAUACUCGAUAGAAGGGGACCGUGGACCAAUGAGUUGUUCCAAGGUGGACAAGGGACCAAGGACUUUCUCAGAAAUCAGUCCAAGAUCCUUGUUAUUGGUGCAGGGGGAUUAGGUUGUGAGAUAUUGCAGAACUUGGCUUUGUCUGGAUUCAACGACAUCCAUGUAAUAGAUAUGGAUACGAUUGACAUAUCAAACCUCAAUCGACAAUUCUUGUUCAGAGAGUCAGACGUCGGAAAAUCGAAAGCUCUCGUGGCUGCCGAAUUCGUGAUGAAGAGAGUUCCAGGUGUCAAAGUGACACCCUAUCACGGUAAAAUCCAAGAUCAUCCUAUAACGUUCUAUGAGCAAUUCAACAUUGUUGUCGCAGGAUUAGACAGCAUUCCCGCUAGAAGAUGGAUUAACGCCACCUUGGUUCAAAUGGCUCAAGAAGAUGAAGAAAAGAUAAUACCUCUUGUAGAUGGCGGGACUGAAGGUUUCAAAGGUCAAGCAAGAGUCAUCCUGCCCACCGUAACAUCGUGUUAUGAGUGUUCCAUUGAUAUGCUCACACCACCGACUGCCUUUCCAAUAUGUACUAUCGCCAAUACUCCUCGUUUACCUGAACAUUGCAUCGAAUGGGCAAGUGUGCUGGAAUGGCCGAAAGUACAUAAAGACAAAAAGCUUGACACCGACGAUCCCGAUCAUAUCGAAUGGCUUUACCAACAAGCUUCUGCUCGUGCAGCUCAAUUCAAGAUCGAGGGCGUCACGUGGGCUCUGACACAAGGCGUUGUCAAGAAUAUAAUCCCUGCUAUUGCAAGCACGAAUGCUAUCAUCGCCGCAUCAUGUUGUAACGAAGCUCUCAAGAUAGCUACAGCGUGUGCACCUUAUCUCGAUAACUAUAUGAUGUAUGUCGGUAACGACUCAGUGUAUACCUACACAUUCGAAUACGAGAAACGACCCGAAUGUCCCGUUUGUGGGGGCGAGAGCUUGACGGCAGAUGUAGGGAGGGAUUGGACUUUAGAAAAGUUUAUCGAAACGCUGAUUGCGAGGCAGGAUCUGCAAAUAUCAAAACCGUCGCUGUCAUACUCUCGAGGUGCACUCUUCUGGCCGUCCCCACCUGAUGUGUUCGAAGCGACUCGACCGAAUCUCGACAGACUACUCAUUGAUCUGUUAGGCGAAGAGGAAGGUGUAGUGGUGACAGACCCUUCGAUGCCGGUUAGCGUCAACAUAUCCCUUAAUUACGUAUAA